AUGCCGCCCUCCGGGCUGCGGCUGCUGCCGCUACUGCUGCCACUGCUACGGCUGUUAGUGCUGACGCCAGGCCGGCCGGCCGCGGGGCUGUCCACCUGCAAGACCAUCGACAUGGAGCUAGUGAAGAGGAAGCGCAUCGAGGCCAUCCGCGGCCAGAUCCUCUCCAAGCUGCGGCUCGCCAGCCCCCCGAGCCAGGGGGAGGUGCCGCCCGGCCCGCUGCCCGAGGCCGUGCUUGCUCUCUACAAUAGCACCCGCGACCGAGUGGCGGGGGAGAGCCCGGAGCCCGAGCCCGAGCCCGAGGCGGACUACUACGCCAAGGAAGUCACCCGCGUGGAAAUGCUGAAACCCUCAGAAAACGCCUAUGAGAAAUUCAGGCACAGCUCACACAGCAUCUAUAUGCUGUUCAACACGUCGGAGCUUCGAGAAGCAGUGCCCGAACCCGUGUUGCUUUCCAGGGCAGAACUGCGCCUGCUGAGGCUCAAAUUAAAAGUGGAACAGCACGUAGAGCUGUACCAGAAAUACAGCAACAAUUCCUGGCGCUACCUCAGCAACCGGCUGCUGGCCCCCAGCGACUUGCCGGAGUGGCUGUCCUUCGAUGUCACAGGAGUCGUGCGGCAGUGGCUGAGCCAUGGAGGGGAAGUAGAGGGCUUUCGCCUCAGCACCCACUGCUCCUGUGAUGACAAAGACAACACCCUCCAAGUGGAAAUCAAAGGGCUCAGUAGCAACCACCGCAGGGGUGACCUGGCUGCCAUUCAGGGCAUACACCGGCCCUUCCUGCUCCUCAUGGCCACCCCGCUGGAGAGGGCCCAGCACCUGCAAAGCACCCGGCACCGCCGGGCCCUGGACACCAACUACUGCUUCAGCUCCACCGAGAAGAACUGCUGCGUGCGGCAGCUAUACAUUGACUUCCGCAAGGACCUGGGCUGGAAGUGGAUCCAUGAGCCCAAGGGCUACCACGCCAACUUCUGCCUGGGGCCCUGUCCCUACAUCUGGAGCCUGGACACCCAGUACAGCAAGGUCCUGGCGCUGUACAACCAGCACAACCCGGGCGCGUCGGCGGCACCGUGCUGCGUGCCGCAGGCGCUGGAGCCCCUGCCCAUCGUGUACUACGUGGGCCGCAAGCCCAAGGUCGAGCAGCUGUCCAACAUGAUCGUGCGUUCCUGCAAAUGCAGCUGAGGCCCCGCCCCGCCCCGCCCCUGCCCGGCAGGCCCGGCCCCGCCCCCGCCCUCGCCCUCCGCUGCCGGGGGCUGUAUUUAAGGACACCUGCGCCCCAAGCCCACCUGGGUGCCCAUUAAAGGUGGAGACAGGACUGGGUGUCUGUGUGUCAUUGGGGGGGCCUGACUGCGCAUUCUCUCCCCGACUUUCAC
This is a messenger RNA of Orycteropus afer afer, 1367 nucleotides long. RefSeq names its product transforming growth factor beta 1 (gene TGFB1). Lineage: Eukaryota; Metazoa; Chordata; Mammalia; Tubulidentata; Orycteropodidae. The record is from RefSeq and is a predicted model, not a curated record. Gene Ontology annotation, biological process: SMAD protein signal transduction; regulation of cell population proliferation; transforming growth factor beta receptor signaling pathway. Gene Ontology annotation, molecular function: growth factor activity; cytokine activity; type III transforming growth factor beta receptor binding. Gene Ontology annotation, cellular component: extracellular region.